This is a messenger RNA of Physella acuta, 1554 nucleotides long. Its product is annotated as G-protein coupled receptor 52-like. Gene Ontology annotation, biological process: G protein-coupled receptor signaling pathway. Gene Ontology annotation, cellular component: membrane. Gene Ontology annotation, molecular function: G protein-coupled receptor activity. NCBI's taxonomy places the organism in Eukaryota, Metazoa, Mollusca, Gastropoda, Physidae. The record is from RefSeq and is a predicted model, not a curated record.
ACCACCACACACCACCCCACACCAUCCCCCACAAAUAACAAUUCAGCAUGGAAGUUGGUUAAACAUAUGUGUCUAUUGCCACUGUUGAACCGAUAAACAUUUCAAUGGGCCAUUCGUCCAGCUUGGCUCAGCUCGGCUAAACUAAAUGACACGAACAACAAUGUUACGUCACGGAGUUUUGGUUGCGCUAGCAACCUUUUUCUUGUUUACAUGCGUGACGUCAUCGCACGUGCAGAGCGUCGACCCGGUCGUGACGGCAUCCAACGAGACCGUACAACCAGUUCCGGAAAACACGUCAUCCAAUGACAAACCUGCCGAGCCUGUGCUGACGUCACUGAACUCUACAGCCCACCUGGCUUCAGACAACACGUCACCACAGGUCAGACAGCCAGACCCAUCGAGCAAGUCAGAUCCAGAACCGACGGAAUCAAAGAACGCUCUCGACGUCGUCUCGGAGAACGACGACACGAAAGUUGCCUACAACCGUGACGUCAACAAAGACAACCCAGAAUUCACGUUCCGAACUUUCGUGACGAUCUUCGUCACGCUGACCAUCGUCCUGUCCAACUGCGCCAUCUUGAUGGUGGCGUCAUGGACGGACGCCUUCAGUAACUUCAACAAGACUUUCAUCUACUCGCUGACCUUGGCUGACCUUCUCAUCGGUCUCUUCAUCACGCCCUACUCCGUCUUUCUCUCUGUCUACAACCGCUGGAUAUACACCAGUGAAAUGUUCUGUAGUGUUGAGGCCUACCUGUUUACGACGUUAAUGACGGCCAAGCUGUACUCUCUGACCUGGCUCAACGUUGACCAUUACGUCGCCGUCAGGAAACCGGAGCGUUACAACGUCAUGAUGUCCCCUACCAGGAGUCUCUGCUGGAUUGUCUUCUCUUGGAUAGUCGCCAUAUCGUUUUGUUGUCCCCCUUUGUUCUCGUUCGAGUCAGCUGUGUUCAACAAGGCCAUCUCCAUCUGUAUGAUCGACACCAAGCAACAAGUGGCCUACAUCCUGACGGCCGGGGUCCUUGUCUCCAUCCCCAGCCUGUUCGCCAUGAGCAUCACAGGCGCCUACCUGUUCACCAAGUCUUUCAAGAAGCGCAUCCAGUUCUACGAGAAGGUGUACGUGGAGUUGUCCUCCCGCCCCAGCAACUACUACAUCACCUGCAUCCUGUGUCUGCUGUAUAUCAUCGUCUGGAUCCCUUUUGUCAUCAUCAACCUCGUUGUGAAGCGAGCCUUCCAGACUGACGUAGACGACUCCCUCCAGUUUGCCGCCUGCUGGGUCGGCAUCUCCGCUAGCUUCAGCCAGUUUUUUGUUCUGCUCAUACUCAGCGCUGACUUCCGGUUCCAUUUCCUGGAAAUUUGUCAGUUGCCAGGAUGGUGUGUGUGGUGUAAUCAAGAAAAUCUGGCAGAUUCCACGGACGUCAACUUUAUCACAAUCCCAGUCAAACGCUGAUUGCAACAACAUGUAAUCAACAAAGUUCAAACUCUCAACCAAACCAGCCAAACUUGAGACAAGUUCUGUACAAGACCAUAUGGAGAACAUUUUCCUAGUAUAAAUUA